AUGGACAAGAAUCUCAAUGAGCUCCUCAGAUGGAGCAUCGAAGCACAGACCGCCGGGAACGCCAACUCGAAUGGGACCCCUUCCACAACCGCAGUCAAGGCCAUAGAUGCGCCCGCCACCGCCGGGGAGAACACCACGGCGGCAGCAGCAGCGACGACAGCCAGCCAGGCCGCCCCCUCCACAGCAUCACCAAAUGGCCUGAACCCAGAGAUUCUCGCCUCCCUGCUGGGUGGGCCCUCAGACGCAGACCUGAUGAAGCAGUCCAUGUCCGUCAUCACCAACACCAAGGACCCGGAGGUGACGCUCGAGCACCGCCUGACAGCCUUUGACAACCUGGAGCAGCUGAUCGAGUCGCUCGACAAUGCCAACAACCUGGGGCCUCUGGGCUUGUGGGCGCCCCUGCUGUCGACCCUGUCCGACGCCGAGCCCGACGUCCGCCUGUACGCCGCCUGGGUCGCCGGCACCGCCGUGCAGAACAACGAGACGAGCCAGGAGCGCCUGCUGGCCAUGGGCGGCCUCCCGCGCCUCGUGAAGCUGGCCGUGGCGCCCGAGGAGAGGGCUGACGUCCGCCGCAAGGCCGUCUACGCCCUCAGCUCUGCCACCCGGAACUACCAGCCCGCCAUGGACGUCGUCGCUGCCGAGCUGGAGAAGGGCGGCCAAAGGCCCGCGGGCUCGGAAAAGGUCGACGCCACGAAUAUGGACGCUGUCGAUGCGGUGAUGGAGGGGCUGAAGGAGCUUGUCAAGAAGGACGCCGCGAAGGCUUCCGCCUAG
Molecule: messenger RNA, 771 nt
Organism: Diaporthe batatas
Lineage: Eukaryota; Fungi; Ascomycota; Sordariomycetes; Diaporthales; Diaporthaceae
Exons: 1
Coding region: 1-771 (256 amino acids)
Molecular function (GO): protein binding
Source: RefSeq, a predicted model, not a curated record